Pseudogymnoascus verrucosus is the source of this 1186-nucleotide messenger RNA. RefSeq lists its product as uncharacterized. The transcript has 6 exons. The record is from RefSeq and is a predicted model, not a curated record. Gene Ontology annotation, molecular function: acetylpyruvate hydrolase activity. NCBI's taxonomy places the organism in Eukaryota, Fungi, Ascomycota, Leotiomycetes, Thelebolales, Thelebolaceae. Bases 238 to 1116 code for a protein of 292 amino acids.
CCUGAUCGGCACCGCUGUUACUGAUGAUAAGUGCCAAAUUACAAACGUCUUGUUAAACAAUGAUGAUUAGCCGUAUCAUCUUAUUCUUUCCUGGUAUUCGGAAUGAAAUGGAAUGCGGAAAUGGUUCCGGUGGUUAAGGUGACAGGUUGUAGAAAAUAGUACAGUCUUUCUUUCGACGAUGUCUGUCUGCGUCGUCUUAAGAUUUUGAUUCUAUCAUCACAUUCCAAAAUCAUAAACAUGCCUUCCGCAACAGCGCCCGAUCUUCCAAUCUGGAAUCGCUUCGUCCGCUUCAUUGGUGAAGAUGGAAACGAAUAUUGCGGCGAGCCCGUUGACUCGGAGCUCGAUGUCGGCCUUGCAAUGGAGCAAAACGAGCCCGUGAUGGUCAAACUCCUCAACGGCAUCUCAGCACUUGAUUUCGAUGUUAUCUUCACCGGCCGAGUUGUCAGAGCUCGCGAGAUUCUCACACCCAUAACACCUGCCGAAGCAGGCACCAUCCGCUGCAUUGGCCUCAACUACACCGACCAUGCCGCUGAAAUGAAAUUAGCCCUCCCAACCAACCCGGAAGUCUUCUUCAAGCCCUCAACUUGCCUGAACGCGCCCUCUUCACCCAUCCACCUCCCCGCCCUCGCCGCCUCCUCGGCCGAUCUCGAAGUCGAGCUCGCAGUGGUGCUCGGCGCAGACGCUAAGGACGUCUCGGCUACGGACGCAAUGCAGUACGUGUUGGGGUAUAUGACCGCGAACGAUGUGACGGCGCGGGCAAUCCAGGAACGGGGCUCGCAGUGGGGGUAUUGCAAGGGGUUUGACGGCUUUGCCCCAGUGGGCCCGGUACUGGUGUCGAGGCGCGUGCUGCCGGAUCCGAGCGUGUUGGAGUUGAGGAGUACGUUGAAUGAGAGGGUGAUGCAGGAUGGCAGGGCGAGAAACAUGAUUUUUACCAUAGCGGAGAUUGUUGCUUAUCUUUCGGUGGGUACAACGCUGAAGAAGGGGACAGUCAUAUUGACGGGAACUCCCUGCGGGAUUGGACAUAGCUAUAAACCCCCGGUUUAUCUACAGGAGGGAGAUACUAUGAAGAUAUGGAUUAGCCAUGGGCUGGGGACGUUAACAAAUCCUAUUGUUUAGCAUAGACUAGUAGAGUUAUAAGUCAUCCCAUAGGUAUAUAAUUAUGCUCAAAAUAGUAAUCUAAUUUACA